Molecule: messenger RNA, 7719 nt
Organism: Perca flavescens (yellow perch)
Lineage: Eukaryota; Metazoa; Chordata; Actinopteri; Perciformes; Percidae
Gene: ccdc88ab
Product: coiled-coil domain containing 88Ab
Exons: 35
Coding region: 640-6675 (2011 amino acids)
Biological process (GO): cytoplasmic microtubule organization; cytoskeleton-dependent intracellular transport
Cellular component (GO): centrosome; cytoplasm
Molecular function (GO): dynein light intermediate chain binding; microtubule binding
Source: RefSeq, a predicted model, not a curated record
CUCCCUCUGUUCAUUAGUAGGCUGUGCUGCGUUUGAACGGAGGCAGGGGAUAGACAUGUAAGCGCUCAGAAAUAACUUCACAUUUAAUACGAGGAGUAACCGGGCACCGGGAUCUUAAACCUUUGGAUUUUUUCCGCUCUGGAUAUUUUCCUUUAGUUAGUCGUCUCGGGGUAAUAUUUCCCCUUAACGUUAGAUUUCCCCUCUGAGAUCUUUAGCCAGUAACGGUCCUUUUUUUUUUUUUUUUCUUUUCAGAGCUAGCACAAAACCAUACCUGUCUCAGGUCUCAUGUAGUCCGUCUACUCGCCUCUGUAGAUAGCUAGCUAAACCAGCGGACGCUAAAAUAGAGAAUAUCUUUAACUAAUGGUGUUCAUCAAAACGAUGUGAUUUAAUUUCCCUUCACAUGAGGUAGCCAAGCCCAGCCGUUGGCAUCUGAAACAGCUGGCCCGUGUCGAGACGAUUGUGGAUUAACGUUUUUUUUUUUUCCUCCACGAAUAUCUCCAAGAAAACCCGGACCUGGUUUUUCGGUGGCCAACAUGAGCGUCGAUUUAAUUGAAUCAACUACAUGAGUGGAGCCAAAACAAACACAUAUUUCUUCCAAGGAGUGCACAUUUUUAAGCAGGGCCAGUUGUCCUAGAAAAUAUGGAGAGCGAGGUUUUUACCCCUUUGCUGGAGCAGUUUAUGCUCACGCCUCUGGUCUGCUGGGUGAAGACAGUCGGGCAGGCGACAUUGGUCGAUGGCACCCAAUUAUCGGAAUAUAUUGAAUUAGUGGAUGGGAUUUACCUGAACGAGAUCAUGCUUGAGAUAAAUCCUAAGGCCACGGUGCAGAGGACCAACAAGAAGGUGAACAAUGACUCAACACUGCGCAUCCAGAACCUUUCUAUUCUCAUAAGGCAGAUUAAAGCCUACUAUCAGGAGACUCUCCAGCAGCUGGUGAUGAUGCCUUUACCAAACAUGCUGGUACUGGGCCGGAACCCUUUGUCUGAGCAAGGUCUGGAGGAGAUGAAAAAACUGUUGCUGCUGCUACUAGGCUGUGCUGUCCAGUGCGAGAAGAAGGAAGAGUAUAUUGAACGUAUCCAGACUCUGGACUUUGACACCAAAGCUGCCAUAGCAUCCCACAUCCAAGAGGUGACUCAUAAUCAGGAGAACGUAGUGGACAUGCAGUGGUUGGAAAGUGGGGAAAUGCCUCCUGAAGACCUGGACAGCCUCUCCAGAAAUCUGGCUUUUCACCUCAAACGCCUGGUGGAUGAGAGGGACACACAGCUGGAGACUAUAGUGGAGUUAACCCAGGAGAGAGACUGUGUGCAGCUGUCUCCACUGGCUCCCUGUCCGACCCAGUCUCCCGGUGACUCCCCCAGUAUCAGGAGGACCGAAAGCCGACAGCACCUCUCAGUGGAGUUGGCUGAUGCCAAGGCCAAGAUCAGACGCCUUCGACAGGAACUAGAGGAGAAGAGUGAGCAGCUUUUGGACACCAGGCAGGAGCUUGAGAACAUGGAAGUGGAGCUCAAAAGGCUUCAGCAAGAGAGCUACCAGUUACUGUCGGACGCUCGGUCGGCUCGGGCCUACCGCGAUGAGCUGGACGCACUCCGAGAGAAAGCAAUCCGUGUCGACAAACUGGAGAGCGAGCUGAGCCGAUACAAAGAGAGACUUCACGACAUUGAGUUUUACAAGGCCAGAGUCGAGGAGCUGAAGGAGGACAACCAGGUCCUGUUGGAGACUAAGAGCAUGUUGGAGGAGCAGCUGGAUGCUAGCCGUACCCGCUCCGACAAACUGCACCUCCUGGAGAAAGAGAGUCUGCAGCUCAAAUCCAAGAUCCAUGACCUGGAGAUGGAGCGGGACAUGGACCGUAAGCGUAUGGAGGAGCUGUUGGAGGAGAACCUUGUGCUUGAGAUGGCCCAGAAACAGAGCAUGGACGAGUCCCUGCACCUGGGCUGGGAGCUGGAGCAACUAUCCAAGACACCAGAUCUGACUGAAGCCCCUCAGAAGUCUCUGGGCGAGGAGGUGAAUGAACUGACCUCGAGCCGCCUGUUGAAGCUGGAGAAAGACAACCAGACCCUGCUGAAGACUGUGGAGGAGCUCAGAGGAGCAGCCAGUCAGGACACCGUGACAAAGCUGGCCAAAGUCAGCCAGGAAAACCAGAGACUGAACCAGAAAUUGGAGCAGCUGGGGAGUGAACUGACAGCAGACAGAGAGUCGCUCCUUAGCGCUGAAUCGCUCAAUACUGACCUGAUGAAGGAGAAGGCUUUACUGGAGAAGACUCUGGAAACACUCAGAGAAAACUCUGAGAGACAGCUGAAGGGUCUGGAGCAGGAGAACAAGCACCUGAGCCAGACGGUGUCGUCCCUGCGUCAGCGCUGCCAGGUUGGUGCUGAGGCCCGGGUCAAGGAUGUGGAAAAAGAGAAUCGCGUUCUCCACGAGUCCAUCUGCGAGACAACCGCCAAACUCAACAAGAUGGAGUUUGAAAGGAAACAACUACGUAAGGAGCUUGAAGUGGUGAAGGAGAAAGGUGAGAGAGCAGAAGAGUUGGAGAUUCAGAUUCAGAAGCUAGAAAGGGACAAUGACAGCCUGCAGAAGAAAGUUGCCAACCUUGGGAUCACCUGUGAAAAGGUGUCUUCUUUGGAGAAGGAGAACACUGAGUUGGAGGCAGAGGGCCGUCGUCUGAAGAAGAAGCUGGACACUCUGAAGAACAUGGCCUUCCAGCUGGAGGCUCUGGAAAAGGAGAACUCGCAGCUGGAGCAGGAGAACCUGGAGCUUCGGCGCUCAGCGGAGAUUCUCCGGUCAGCGGGGGCUAAAGCUGCUCAGCUCGAAGCUGAGAACAGGGAGCUGGAGAGCGAGAGGAGCCAGAUGAAGCGCAGCCUGGAACUGCUCAAGGCCUCGUCCAAAAAGACGGAGAGAUUAGAGGUGAGUUACCAGGGCCUAGAUACAGAGAACCAGCGCCUGCAGAAGGCUUUAGAGAACAGCAGCAAGAAGAUUCAACAGUUGGAGGCGGAGCUGCAAGAGGUGGAGACUGAGAACCAAACCCUCCAACGCAACCUGGAGGAGCUCAAGAUCUCCAGUAAACGCCUGGAGCAGCUGGAGCAGGAGAACAAGACUCUGGAGCAGGAAAGCUCCCAGCUAGAAAAAGACAAGAAGCUGCUGGAGAAGGAGAACAAGCGGCUGAGGCAGCAGGCCGAGAUCCGCGACUCCAAGCUGGAUGACAACAACCAGCGGAUCUCCACCUUGGAGAAAGAGAAUCGCACCAUGGGCAAGGAGAUGAUCUUCUUCAGGGACUCCUGCACGAGAGUCAAAGACCUGGAGAGAGAGAACAAGGAGCUGGUCAAACUGGGCACCAUUGAUAAGAAGACCCUCAAUGCACUCAGAGAGGAGCUUGUGAGUGAGAAGCUGCGGACUCAGCAGAUGAAUAAUGAUCUGGAGAAACUGACCCAUGAGUUGGAAAAGAUUGGACUGAACAAGGAAAGGUUGCUGCAUGACGAGAGCUCUGACGACAGGUUUAGGCUCCUGGAAACCAAAUUGGAGUCGACUCUGAAAUCAUCUUUGGAGAUUAAAGAGGAGAAGAUCGCCGCCCUAGAGGCCAGACUGCAGGAGUCCUCCAACCUCAACCAGCAACUUCGGCAGGAGCUCAAGACGGUGAAGAAGAACUACGAAGCGCUGCGUCAAAGAGAGGAGGAGGAGGAGAGGAUGGUGCAGAGCUCGCCCCCUAGAGGAGGGGAGGACCCUCAGGCUUUCAGUAAAUGGGAGAAAGAGAGUCACGAAGCCACCAGAGAACUGCUGAAAGUCAAAGACAGACUCAUUGAGGUGGAGAGGAAUAAUGCCACGCUACAGGCUGAGAAGGCAGCCCUGAGGAGCCAACUUAAACAACUGGAAACUCAAAGCUCCAAUUUGCAGGCUCAGAUAGUGGCAGUGCAGAGACAGACUGCUUCUUUACAGGAAAACAAUACGACAUUACAGACACAGAACGCCAAGCUGCAGGUGGAGAACUCCACUCUGAGCUCGAAGAGUGCAUCCCUCAUGGCCCAGAACGCCCAGCUGCAGAGCCAGCAGAGCAGCGUGGAGGGUGAGCGUGAGGGUGCUCUGAAGGAGAAAGAGGAGCUCAGGUCCACCUACGAGAUGCUCCUCCGUGAUCACGAGAAGCUGGCGGCGCUCCACGAGAGGCAGGCGGCCGAGUAUGAAGCCCUGAUCGGAAAGCACGGGGGCCUAAAGAGCUCCCACAAGAGCCUGGAGCAGCAGCACAGAGACCUGGAGGACAAGUACAAGCAGCUCCUGCAGAGGAAGGGGGAGUUGGAGGAUCUGGAAAAAAAUCUGAAGGAGCAGCAGGAAAAAAUGGCGCUGGAGAAUCAAACGCACCAAGCCACAGCUGGCCAGUACAAACUGCUCAAAGAGGAAAAUGAAAGGCUGAAUAAUACCUAUCGUCAGCUGGUGAAGGACAACGAGAAUCUCCAACUGGACCAUAAAAACGCAAAGAGCCAACUGAACAGCGCCAAGCUGGACCAGACCAAGCUGGAGGCCGAAUUCUCUAAACUGAAGGAGCAGUACCAGCAGCUGGACAUCACCUCCACCAAGCUCACCAACCAGUGUGAGUUGUUGAGCCAGCUGAAAGGAAACCUGGAAGAGGAGAAUCGCCACCUGUUGGACCAGAUCCAGACUCUGAUGCUACAGAAUCGCACUCUGCUGGAGCAGACCAUGGAGAGCAAGGACCUGUUCCACGUAGAGCAAAGACAAUACAUUGACAAGCUGAAUGAGCUGAGGAGACAGAAAGAGAAGCUGGAGGAGAAGAUCAUGGACCAGUACAAGUUCUACGACCCCUCACCUCCACGCAGGCGUGGCAACUGGAUCACUUUGAAGAUGAGGAAGUUGAUUAAGCCGAAGAGCCGGGAGAGAAUGCGCUCUCUCACGCUGACUCCCUCUCGCUCAGAGUCUGGCGACGGUUUCCUGAUGUUUCCCCAGGACAGCCAGGACAGCUCGUCGAUAGGCUCUGGCUCCAACUCGCUGGACGACACACUUACGCAAAAGAGGAGCAGCACCAUGAAUGACCUGCUGCAGACCAUGGCGGUGGCGGGCGGUCCCGGGGCUCAGUGGGCGAACAGCAUCGAGAACCUAGACGGCGCUGAGGCCGGGGAUGCUGUCAUGACGGGGAGCAGCAGGCGCAGCGGGCAGCGCAUGAAGGAGCUCGCCUUUUCCACCAACGCCAUCGACUGUGCCACCCUCACCCUGCCUACUGCAAGGCAAAGCAGGGCCAAGCACCGGCUUCAGGUCAAAGAUAAUGCCUCCUGUGAGGAUGUUGCUGGCUCCUUAGAUGACCCCAAGAGUCAAGGCCUGCAGGUGUAUAGCAGUCCUCUGGCUCAGUGUUCUCCUGUUGAGCUGAGCCUUAUUUGCAGGGUGCCCUGUAGCAUCUGUUCCUCCAGACCCACCAGUCUCCAUAGCAACAGGAUCACCAGUAGUAAUAGUAACAAUAACUCCCAACUCUCUUCUCCUCUGGAGGGCAAAGGCACGAACGGCAGCCUCAGCAGGCCUCACAGUGAGAGCAGCGGUGAGUUCAGCCUGAGCUUGGACCAGGAGGUGUGGUCCAGCAGCGGCAGCAGCCCAGUCCAGCAGCCCACCUCCUCGCGCUCCUCCCACCAGAGCCCCCUGCAGCUGCGCAGGUCGCUCGACCCGUCCACCGCCGCAGGCAUCCCCGGCCAGACCCAGGUCAGGAAGACGGGAUCCCCAACCAACGAGGUGCUUUCCCUGCAGCAGUUCCUGGAUGAGGGUAUUGAUCCUGCAGAGUCCGGCAGUCAGGAGAACCUCACUGUAGACUCUCCUCGCCUCUCCACGUCUUCUGAGCAUGUGCAGAAAGAACGCACUUCCACAAAGGGCCGAGGCAUAUUGCGCUCAUCCAGUGGGAAAGCGGCGCCGGUCAGCUCUGAUCGCCCACCGAGAUCGGCCGGACAACCGGGUCGCCCAACCCUGCGUAAGGCAGAAAGCACCCGUGUGAGAGGUUCGGUCCCGGUCCGCUCCAGCCUAUCAUCGCAGGGCAAAGCCACGUCUGUGUCUGAACGCCUGGACUCUGCUUCCUCCACGCUGCCCCGGGCCAGCAGCGUCAUCUCCACUGCUGAGGGCACCUCUCGGCGCACCAGCAUCCACGACCUGCUGUCAAAGGACAGCCGGCAGCCCGUGUCAGUCGACGCUUCUCCUCCCGUCGCCUCCACCAAGGCUGGGGUACGCUCCCAGCCUCCGCCCAGUGAGUACCACCCCAACAGCACCAAUCUAAAGGGACCCCUUACCGCCAUCACCCCCUUGCCCAAGUCACUCAGCUUACCUUGCCAUAGCUUGGAGGAUCCAGACCUCUCCACCCUCGAGUCUUUCCUCGGCCCUUCCUUCACCGUAGAGUCGGUGUUCAUGGACUCCAUCUUUAGUGAGUCGGCGGGCAAAAACCUCCCCUUCCUGUCUCUAAACCCCACCCUAGUCAGCAACAUCAGUGGGCCUCCUGUUCCAACUAAAACGCACCCUCCUCCUAUCCCCAACCAUAUUUCCACCCAAAACCAGGCAACCCAUCACAGCCAAUCAAAUGGCCAGAUGGGAUCCAGCCCAGCCAUAUCUGAAUAUAGCGAGGGCGUUGAUCCCAAUUGUGUGAAUAAUCCGGACCAGUCACCGAGCCCAGAGGACAACCAGUCUCUGUGGUAUGAGUACGGGUGUGUGUGAAUGACAGGGAGGUUGUGGCUUGCUGAUUUUUUUUUUUUUACCGGACUUGCGGUAAAGAGGGGAGAAUGAAAAGAAUGGAUAAAUGACAAAUCAUCAUCCUCCUCCCGUGCAUGUAUUUAUUGGAGCACUAUCUCUGUCUGGUGUAUUUGUUUCGUUCUUUUCCGUUUGCCAUGGUGCUGGUUGGUAAAUCAUUCUUUUGAUUUAAUUUUUUUUUUGUGACUUCCUGUUUUCUGCCUUGUUCUUAUCUCUGAGGUGAGACGUUGAUGAAUGUUCCUUAAUACAACAGCCCUGUUAUUGUUUCCUCAUCAAAUCCGUUUCACUGGCUAACACUAUACUAUUAUCUGCAGUUUUGGCUUAAUGCAGGCUUAUUAUAUCUGUUAAUAGCUCACAUCUUUAUUUAGCAGUGAGCAGAAAUAUUGAAGAUUCAAUAAAUUUGUCACCAGGAUCCAUUAAAAAAAAAACAAAAAAACACCAAAAACAUCGGAGUGUCAAAGCAUUGUGGGAGAGAUCUAGUAGCUGCAAUUUUUUCAUUACAAAUCCAAAUUAAGAUUUUUUUUUUUUUUUUUUUUUUUAUGUGUCGGAUAAUAGCAUCAUUUUCCAUUUUCUGUUUAUGAUGUCUUGAUGAUGUAUGGGUGACUGAGUGUCUUUUUCACGGCUUUUUAACUCUGUUGCAUCAUUCAUUAAAUUGCACGGCUUUGUUCUGUCCGACCUGGAGCGCUCAUUUUGAUUGCUCAAAAUGGUUAUCGUGUGUAUCUUCUUUUUGUUUGUACUGAUGGUGUGGACUUUUGUCUUUGUACAUCCGACACCUUUUCUGUAUUUUCUCUUAUAUAUUAUUAACAGCAGCAUUUGUGCUGCGGGUUAUGAUCUGGUGGGUCUUAACGGGCCUCUUGGGCUGGUGACUAAAUGAUGCAAGCUUCAUUCCCAAAAUGAUCUGAGGGAAGGGAUAGUUGGUUAAGUGAAAGUGGACUGUGAAGUUAGUGGAGUGGGACCAAGGGUGUUGUUAUAUUUUAGUUUAAGGCGGCCCUUGAUGGAGAUAUUGAAACA